Molecule: messenger RNA, 270 nt
Organism: Brugia malayi
Lineage: Eukaryota; Metazoa; Nematoda; Chromadorea; Rhabditida; Onchocercidae
Gene: Bm836
Exons: 3
Coding region: 1-270 (89 amino acids)
Source: RefSeq, a predicted model, not a curated record
AUGGUUUUAAUCAACAAAUCCAUGCGGUUGUGUGAACUCAAUUUACACAAUUCCAAUCUUAUUUUAGACGAUAUUAAGCAAAAGUUACGAGAAGUGAAACAGGAAAAGUUGACAUUACCAGAAAGCGAAUAUAAAGAAUUUAAAGCUGAUAUGUUUGAUGAUCUAAAGCUACCAUUUACGAUAAAUUUGCUUAUCAACGAUCAAAAUGAAACUGUUUCCGUUUCCAGCAAUAUAGACACGGCCAAGGGAACGACGCCAGUUAACCAAUAA